CAUCACAGAGUCUCCUGACUAACUGUAAAAAAGGGAGAGCGAUCUACUCUUGCAACUCACCAGUCAUCAAUACCACGCGUUCUUAGUUCCAAUCUGUGUGUCUCGGCUUACCCCAAGCUCUAAUUUUUGUCUACAUUUGGUCGAGAGCGGAAAAUUGAGAUCCCAAUAUCUGCCUGUCCGCCUCCUGCAAGCUCGCUUACUUUCGUGCUAGUACGAACCACCAUAAAGAAGUAAAGUCAUGUCUACUUCCGAAAUUCAACAGGAUACUGCUAGAGAGGAGGUACCUUCUCUGACGCAACAGAUUGAAAAGGUACAAAAGUCCAAACGGGAACAUUCCGGCUCGGCGGCGCAGGGGUCGCCGGUUCGUGCUCCCUCUGCCGCCAAACUGCGUCGAACGCUCAAGGGACAUUUCGGUAGAAUUGCUGCAUUGCACUGGGGCGGCGAUUCCAAAACGGUCGUUACGGCGGGACAAGACGGAAAUUUGAUUCUUUGGAACGCGAUUACCAGCAACAAGUUGCAGUCAAUUGGUCUCAAGUCUUCCUACGUCAUGGCGGUUGGUAUCGAGCAAACUAGAGGCAAUUUGGUAGCCUGCGGAGGACUCGAUAAUCUUUGUACGAUUUUCCCCCGCAAUAAUGUCGGUAAGGCUGCCGAAAUGGCCUCGCAUGACGGUUUUCUUUCCUGCUGCCGUUUCUUGAGUGAGCAAGAAAUCAUCACGUCGUCGGGUGACUCGACUUGUAUUUUGUGGGAUAUCAACACGCACAAACCCGUUUCACGCUUCGAGGAGCACACGGCAGAUGCCAUGUUCUUGUCGCUCCGACCAAGCGAUCGCAAUGUCUUUGUCUCCUGUUCAGUGGAUCAAACUUGCAAGGUGUGGGACACUCGAGCCCCUACCAGUUCGACUUUGACGUUCACUGGACACACAGGUGACGUCAAUGGAGUAGAAUUCCUACCAUCGGACAACAAUUGUUUCGCCUCUUGUAGUGAAGAUAACACCGUCCGUAUCUUUGAUAUUAGGGCCAGCGAUGAACUCGCAAAAUUCCAAGGGCCAGCGAGCUUGGGUGAGUCUCCAUCGGAUGGAUUGACAUCUUUGGCCGUGAGCAAAUCGGGCCGACUGGUUUUCUGCGGUGACUCGGAGGGCAACUUCUCGUGCUUUGACAUUUUGUCGGAACGAUCUGGACCAGCUUACACGAAUACAGGUGCGCACGAUCGAUACAUCUCGUGCAUCGGCAUCAGUCCCCACGAGGACGCGAUUUGCACCGGAAGUUGGGACACUCAAGCCAAAGUCUGGGCUUAG
This is a messenger RNA of Phaeodactylum tricornutum CCAP 1055/1, 1294 nucleotides long. RefSeq names its product G protein beta subunit. The transcript is spliced from 3 exons. Gene Ontology annotation, molecular function: signaling receptor complex adaptor activity; protein binding. Gene Ontology annotation, cellular component: cytoplasm; heterotrimeric G-protein complex. The record is from RefSeq and is a predicted model, not a curated record. Lineage: Eukaryota; Bacillariophyta; Bacillariophyceae; Surirellales; Neidiaceae. The coding region runs from base 239 to 1294 and encodes 351 amino acids. Gene Ontology annotation, biological process: G protein-coupled receptor signaling pathway.